Penicillium manginii is the source of this 1611-nucleotide messenger RNA. RefSeq names its product Zn(II)2Cys6 transcription factor. Gene Ontology annotation, cellular component: nucleus. Gene Ontology annotation, molecular function: zinc ion binding; transcription cis-regulatory region binding; DNA-binding transcription factor activity, RNA polymerase II-specific. Bases 1 to 1611 code for a protein of 536 amino acids. The record is from RefSeq and is a predicted model, not a curated record. The transcript has 6 exons. Gene Ontology annotation, biological process: positive regulation of transcription by RNA polymerase II. Lineage: Eukaryota; Fungi; Ascomycota; Eurotiomycetes; Eurotiales; Aspergillaceae.
AUGAGAGUGGGCAAAGGCUGUGAAAGGUGUCGCCAUCGCCAUAUCCGCUGUGUCAUUCCAUCCGGUGCCUCUGCUUGUACCCCCUGCACCCGGUUGGAUCGCGUCUGUCAUCUAGAUCCGCGCUUCCAAUUCAAGACCGUGCGCCAUGUGUAUCAGAAGAGCAAUGGUUCCGCCGCCCGGUUCGAUCUGGUUUGGGAUGAUGAGCAGGUCUGGGUCGACGUGGAGCAGCCCGUGACAUUUGUCAACGGAACCUGCGAUGGACCCAAUACAGGCGACGAAACUCAGCAACCGCAUACUGCCAUUUCCGGUGGUGAUGCGAUCAUCACCAAUCUCUCUUUAGAAGAAUCGCCCUCGAUUAAUACUGAGGUCCAUACCCGAGAAGAGCCGUCCAUACAUCCAGACCAUCAAAUAGACCAAUUAUCGCUCGAGAAUAUCCCACCCUACAAUACCAGCAGUCCAGUCCGGCCCCCGUCUGACGAGUACCCCACAUUAUCACUACGCGAGGCAUCCCUGAUGAGAUGCUUCAUACACAAAAUCGCACCAUGGGUGGACAUCUGCGAUCCUCGAUCACAUUUCACCACAGUUAUUCCGCGCCGGGCUUUGCAGGUCCCAAUGGUACUCAAGGCAGUUCUAACUCUUGCGGCGCGUCAUGAGGCGAUUUUGACCAGGCAGAGUGACUGGGAGGCCUCCACCUAUCAUGGAGAGUGCCUAGAACUGCUUAUCCCGGCCUUGGAUCGACUCGAGCAGGACUUCGAGGAGAACCUACUCAUAACCGUUGUGAUCCUUCGAAUCUGUGAAGAGCUCGAAAAUAGCGAAGACCAGAGGUUUCAUCUGACGGGGUCCAACCGCCUCGUCAAUCUCAGUUCGCGCUCGGGGCCAUCGUGCGGGAUUGUGGAGGCUGUGAGCUGGCAGUUCCUGCGCCAGGCUAUCUACUCAUCCAUUGUACAGUACCAGAAUCUGGAACUGGAUCUAUACAAUUAUGAGCGAUCAUCGAUGUUUCAACGAGACGAUGAUUUUGCCUUUGCCAACAUGGCCAUCUUCCACUGCGCGCACAUUGUCCAACUAUGCCGUGUUCUACCCGACAACCCCGUUGAUGAGCAAUCAUGGGACCAGGUAGCGGAUGCGGUCGAUGAGUGGUACCAACACAAGCCUCUUACCUGGCAGCCGAUGCGGUAUCAAGACCCUGAUGUGAAUGAGGAUCGACCCUUUCCUGAAAUAUGGAUGACAUCGGCCCCGGCUGUUGUGGGAAUGCAAUAUUACCACGCGGCAUGUAUCUUUCUCACCCUGUCAGAUCCUGGGUCGCGAGGCCUGCGGGAAUUCGAAUUGGCUCGAACUCGGCGCUUGGCCGAAAGAAAAAUCGCCGUCCAUGUGAUUUCCGUCGUAGGAUUAUCUUGGUCAAAUGAAGAUGUAGAAAAUGCCUACUUUCUUGCCUGCCAUCUACUAUAUCGCUGUUGGUUCUGCCUUUCUCGGAUUCACCCGGUAGAGCAAAGAGGCUCAUUGGAAUUUCUUUCGCAUGUGGAAACUCUUAUUGGAUGGCGAACUGCAUGGAUUCGAAGUGAACUUAGCCACCAAUGGGGUGAAUUAGCCGUGGUUGAACCGCCGAGUACUUAG